Messenger RNA from Menidia menidia (Atlantic silverside), 654 nucleotides. NCBI's taxonomy places the organism in Eukaryota, Metazoa, Chordata, Actinopteri, Atheriniformes, Atherinopsidae. The record is from the annotation of a GenBank genome assembly.
AUGGAAAAAUCCUUGGAGUUAAAUAAAGCUGGCUCUCAGUCAAUAACAUCUCUGCCACCUGAGCCAGUGGACAUAAUUCGCAGCAAAUCCUGCUACCGCAGAGUCAGGCUGAAUGUUGGGGGUCUCCCACAUGAGGUCUUGUGGCGAACGUUGGACAGGCUACCUCGAACACGUUUGGGAAAGCUGAGAGAUUGCAACUCUCACGAGUCUUUGAUGGAAGUGUGCGAUGACUACAAUCUUGAGGAGAACGAGUACUUUUUUGAUCGACAUCCAGGGGCGUUCACAUCCAUCCUGAACUUUUAUCGUACAGGCAAACUGCAUAUGAUGGAGGAAAUGUGUGCCCUGUCAUUUAGUCAAGAACUUGACUACUGGGGCAUUGACGAGAUAUAUCUGGAGUCAUGUUGCCAGGCAAGAUACCACCAGAAAAAGGAGCAAAUGAACGAGGAGCUCAAGCGGGAGGCCGACAAUUUAAAAGACAGGGAGGGAGAAGAGUUUGACAACACUUGUUGUGCAGAAAAACGAAAGAAACUUUGGGAUCUCCUAGAAAAGCCAAGCUCAUCUGUUGCAGCAAAGGCUCCUCUGCUAUACCUCGGACUAAAUGUCAGGGAGAAUGUCACAUUAAUUAUUCUCCAGGAGACUCUGGGCCCCAUUUGA